AAUUAAUUAAAUAAAUGUCUGAAAAAGCUUAACUCGCCAAAGAUGCAAUAAAGAGAAGACAAGGUGGAGGCAAGAGUCGUAAGAUAUUUUUAUUUACAUGAUUUAGCAUCAAAAACAACAGAAAAUGGAGGAUAAUCAGGAUUAAAUUUCUAUUCUGGAGAUGUCUCAUCUCUAAAAGUUCAACCAAACACCGUACUUAUAAUUAGUCUUGUAUAUUUGGGAAUCGUUGUGCUCUUACACAUAUUCAGCAAACUCAGAUCAGGAGGAGCAGAAGCUGCCCCUGAAGGACAGUGAUUCAUAUUAUAUGAUAUCAAAUAUCUACGCAUAUUUUUGUUU
Paramecium primaurelia is the source of this 336-nucleotide messenger RNA. The record is from the annotation of a GenBank genome assembly. NCBI's taxonomy places the organism in Eukaryota, Ciliophora, Oligohymenophorea, Peniculida, Parameciidae.